Messenger RNA from Thrips palmi, 12261 nucleotides. It is a transcript of the gene Camta, whose product is annotated as calmodulin-binding transcription activator 1. The coding region runs from base 13 to 5370 and encodes 1785 amino acids. The record is from RefSeq and is a predicted model, not a curated record. The transcript has 30 exons. Gene Ontology annotation, cellular component: nucleus. Gene Ontology annotation, biological process: regulation of transcription by RNA polymerase II. NCBI's taxonomy places the organism in Eukaryota, Metazoa, Arthropoda, Insecta, Thysanoptera, Thripidae. Gene Ontology annotation, molecular function: double-stranded DNA binding; transcription coregulator activity; protein binding.
GACGGCGGCGACAUGAUGGACGACAAGGGCGACGAGGUGGUCGGCGUCGUGGCGAUGGACAUGUCGCUGGGCACGCCGGGGCACGCCGUCAUCCUGGGCGUGGUGCCGGCCGACGGCAAGGGCGCCAAGUCCACGACGCUGUCGCAGGCCCUGGCCCACAUGAAACCGUACAAGAAGCACCACACCAUCCACCUGGCCAAGCCCACCUCCACGCUGUGCACCACCACGACCACGUCCACCACCGCCACCGCCGUGUCCGCGCUGCUGGGCCAGGCCAUCCAGGCGCAGGCCCUGCAGGCCAAGUCCAUCCACGCGCCGCCGCUCGUGCUGACCAAGGCCGCGCAGGCCGCCAUCAACAAGCCCACCACCAGGUCCGCCACCGGCAGCCUGGCGCUGCCCGAGGACAAGACCGCCAGGGCCGCCGCCACCCCCAUCGGCACAGAUGGCGAGCCGAUCAAGCUGCCCGACAACCUGGAGAGCCUGCCGCGCGCCGAGCACUUCCCCAGCAUCCGCCACCGCUGGAACACCAACGAGGAGAUCGCCGCGGUGCUCAUCGCCUUCGAGCGGCACGCCGACUGGCAGUCCAAGGAGGUCAAGAUCAGGCCCAAGAGCGGCUCCAUGCUGCUGUACUCCCGCAAGAAGGUGCGCUACCGCCGCGACGGCUACUGCUGGAAGAAACGCAAGGACGGCAAGACGACCCGCGAGGACCACAUGAAGCUCAAGGUCCAGGGCACCGAGUGCAUCUACGGCUGCUACGUGCACUCCGCCAUCCUGCCCACGUUCCACCGACGCUGCUACUGGCUGCUGCAGAACCCGGACAUCGUGCUGGUGCACUACCUGAACGUGCCGUACCCGGACGACAACAAGAUGGUGUCCAUCUCGCCCAGCCUGGCGCUGUGGGGUGACAAGAAAGAGUGGACGAAGGAGGAGCUGGUCUCGCAGCUGAAACCCAUGUGUGAGUCCCUGGGCCGUGUGCCCCGAGGAGCCCACCAUCGACACACGGCGUCCCACCACCAGAUGCAUCCCUUUUCCAACUCCUCGACCGUUUACAGCGAGGAUGAGCCGGACCACAACAACGAGCUCGAGAUAUCGACGGCCGAGACGGUCGAGUCCAUCGUGACGCAGCUGAUGGAGCGGCAGCGGGCGGCGCGCUCGGCCGCGCUGGCCAAGCAGCUGGAGUGCGGGUGUCCGGACUCGACCUGCGCCGACGGCAAGACCUGCUCGCACCCCAUCCGCCGCAUCACGUCGGCCAAGCCGCAGCUCACCACCGUCACCAUGGACCGCAGCAACCAGGUGUCGUCCACGACGGGCACGGGCUCGGGGACGCUCAUCACCCAGACGCAGAGGCACCACGCGACGCAGCACACGUCUCAGCACACCGCGCAGCACACCGCGCAGCACCAGAUCCACCUGUCCGAGACGCACCAGCAGCAGCUGCAGCAGCGCGUCACGGCGGCGGCGCAGCAGCAGCAGCUGCAGCAGCACCACCACCAGGCCGGCCAGCUGGUGCAGCAGGCGCCGCCGCUGGUGCUCAGCCUGUCGCAGAUCCAGACGAGCAGCCUGCUGAUACUCAACAACGCGGCCAACGGCCAGGCCAACCUGGGCCCGGCCUCCGCGCACCAGCACCAGGUCGCCACCGUCACGUCCUUCGUGCGCAACGUGCCCGGCGUGGCGCACCUUCCCCACCACCCGCACCACCACCACCACCUCAAGCCGCCCAACGCCUCGGCCACGGCCGCGGCCGCCGCCGUGGUGGAGGCCGCGGGGCUGUCGGGCAAGACGGUCGUGUCGGAGGCCUCGUCGCUGCACGCCGUCAUGAAGCAGGAGCAGGAGGCCAUGGACAUGAACACGUGCCGCAUGGCGGCCAUGACUGCCGUCAGCCAGAGCAGCAGCACCGUCGUCAGCGUCACCAGCCACAACAUGGACGUCACCAACGGCAACAUCGCAGAUUUUGUCAUGUAUGACAAUAUUGGAUUCAGUCAAGAAACUCAACACCUUCAAGUGGUCAGCAGUGCUACUAAUCAGCAAGCAAUACAUGUUGACAAAGCAAUGAGUAGCCCCCCAUCUCCCUCAAAGCAAAUGGACACCAGAUGCAGUCCAGACAUGCUUGUCACACAUCAGACUUUCUGUGAUGAUGCAGUAGGCAAUGAGAGUUGUGGCAACAAGUCCAGUGGGACUAGUGGGGCCAAUAGCAGCAGUGACGGAAGCACCACUGCAGGCUUCUUCGAUGCUCUAGAAAUGACGCAGGAGGACAUUCAACGAACAUUGUCUGCUAAUAUGCCAAUGUCUUGUGCAUCUGAUCAGAGGCUGCAUACUCCAAUGGAUACUGUCCCAUCCGUGCAGGAAACUAGUCCAGAUGAAAUGUCUCCUCACGACUUAAAUCCCAUGGACUUUAUUGAAGGCUGUGAAGUAGUGUCAGGAGCUGCAGAUGAUGAAGAUGUAUUUGUUAAUCUGGACGCCUUUGACAUGCUUGGUGAUUUUGUAGAUAUAGAUGGCCUAGAUAACACAGCAGAGAAUUCAUCUCAAAGUUCAAGAAUUAUGAUAAAUUCUGAAAAUUCUGAAUCCCCUUCAGUAGGAUCAAUAGAAUUAACUCAUCAACAACCUCAGUACCAAGAACAAACAACACUUCUUGAAAUAAAGCCAGACCAUGAUGCUGUUCUUAGUCAUUUAAAACAAGAAGAGCCUAGCCCUUUAGAAGAAAAUCAACAGCAGCAACUGCAACAGUUACAGCCUCAGCAAAUUAAUGGAAAUGUCAAUAGCAGUGAAACAAGUCUUCCAUCGGUUGAAAUUACCGAAUACUCGCCUGAAUGGGCAUAUCCUGAAGGUGGUGUAAAGGUGUUGGUCACUGGACCGUGGUAUUCAUCUUCUCCCUACACAGUUUUAUUCGACACGUUCCCUGUGUCCACAACGUUGGUUCAAGAUGGUGUGUUACGUUGCUACUGUCCAGCUCAUGAAGUUGGAUUAGCUACACUUCAAGUUGCUUGCGAUGGUCACAUUGUUUCAAAUUCUGUGAUGUUUGAAUAUAAGGAACCACCCAAGUCUCCUGUAGAGGCUGUUGGCACAGCACUCCAAGAUCAGAAGCGUGAUACUGCUGACUCCAAUUCUUUGCUCAAACUUACCCUACUUCAUAGACUGGAGGCAGUAAACCAACGGCUUCACAUUAAACAAGAACAAAGUGAUCAUUGUUCAGACCUGAUGGAAAGCGUAGGUGACUUGGAGGAAAGGCUAGUGGCACGAUGCAGACGAAUGUCCUCCUGUCAGUGGAAGGAUGUUGAAAUGCCAGUUCUUACAAGCCAUCGCAAUAUGACACUUCUACAUCUCGCAGCAGCAUUGGGGUAUCCUAGGCUCAUUUGUGCCCUUAUUCAUUGGCGAGAGGAAAAUUCAUCUCCAAUAUUAGACUUAGAAGUUGAUGCAUUAUCAAAAGAUGAAGUUGGUUUCACCCCUUUGAUGUGGUCCUGCUCUAAAGGCCAUAAUGAUGCGGCCUUGGCUCUGUACCGAUGGAAUCACUCUGCAUUGGAUUUAGUCAACAUCUUUAAUCAAAGUGCUUUAGAUGUUGCAAGAUUGUCUGGUUUUACCUCUCUUGCAUCGGAAGUUACUAAGUUAAAGAAUGAACGUCUCAAAACUAAUGCCCUUUCUCCAUCAAGCCAAUCAAAUGAUAUGCUGUCGCUUCUCUUUCCUCCAUCUCCUUCCCCAUCAUCUGGGCUUUCACCAUGCAGCUCAGUUGUUUCAAUACCAUCAUCUGCAGCGUCAUCCUCUGCAUCUACAUGCACCUCUGCUUCAGCUACUGGAACAGAUGUUUCACAGGACAGCUUAUUGGAUACAAACUCAUGGGCUUCAUUGUCAUCAUCCAGGUCUCACGAUGGGGUUUUCUUAAGACCCUUAGCAACAAGAACUCGAAGUGACGGCCAAAAACUCAAAAAUCUAGAGCUCCAAGUAAACAUUCCCCCCUCCACAUCAGCCAUGCUGAAUAACUUAGAAGCUGCAACAGAGUCAGAACCUGGAGAGAUACGACAAUCACAAUCCCUAAAACGUGGAUCUCAUCAUCUUGUAAAGAGACCAUCUGUGGACAGUGGCAUCAACCUUGGUUCUGUUCAGUCUGUUCAAUCUUCGUGUGACAGUCUCUCAUCUCUUAGAUCACUUCGAAGCAAUCGGUUUAACAGAGACAACUCUCGCAUAUCAAGAUUUGACCGCAGUAUGUCACUUCCACUAAAUUCACCUAAAUCAGCAAGUGAUUUGUUUGGGUCAAAUGGCUGUAAUUCACCAGCACGCAAAGGAGACUUCUCUCUAUGCGAAGUUACAUCUGGAGACCGGAGUGACAGUCCCCUAAUCGACAUAGAAGGAGUUUCGGAUGAAGACUCGGAAAGCAGGGAAAGUGUUGUAGGGCAGCAAGAAGUUCGUGUAUUAACUUUGGCAGAGCAAAUAAUUGCAGCAAUCCCAGAAAGAAUAAAGAAUGGAAGUGACGAUUCUAUGAUGAGUGAUGAUAGCUCCUCUCCUGGUGAUCAGAAGAAUGAAGGCCUUGAUGUGUUUAUGGACUCAUCCCUCUUGGAUGAGCCACCCUCUUCUGCCUUUGAAUCCAACGAAUUCAACUUUGAAUUCAGUGAUCAUAACUAUCGAUACUAUGAUGUGAGCACACCUAGUUCUAGUCUCAGCCCCUCAUCAAGUUGUCUUCAAUCACCUUGCUCCUUUGUGUUGGAACCCUCACCAUCACCUCCCCCUACAACAGCAGACUUCUGUGAAUUCUUUCAGGCUUCAGGAUCUCUUUUUGAAAAGGAUUUCUCUAAUCUAACUCUGUCAGAUCGUGAACAGAGGGAGCUCUAUGAAGCUGCAAAGAUCAUUCAAAAAGCAUACCGGUCUUACAAAGGACGUAAAAUUGCUGAGGAACAGGAAAAAGAGCGUGCUGCUGCUAUUUUAAUCCAAAACUACUACCGACGCUACAAACAGUAUGCGUACUUCAAACAAAUGACUCAUGCAGCAACAGUAAUUCAGAAUGGGUUCCGUUCUUAUCAAGAGCACAAGCGCUUCAAGAAAAGUAAAGAAGCAGCUGUGUGCAUUCAAACAUACUACCGUAAUUACCGUGAUCAUGGAGGACGAUCAUCCAGUUCUAGUCCAAGCUUUGAAAGCACUCCGUCCUCUGGUCUCAAGCGGACCUAUUCUCAGCGCCGACAGCAUCAAGCUGCCAGAAAAAUUCAACAAUUUAUGCGUCAAUCUAAAAACAAUGAUUGGGAUGUAUCAACAGGUCAAGUGGUUGCAGACAGAACGAGCUUUGGCAGUCGCAAAAGAGAAGCAGUGGGGCCUGUCGGAGUUCCUGGCUGCCCACCGAAAGUAGCCUUAUCACGAAACUUUGGACUGAUUCAACACCGUUCAAAAUAAGAGCAGCAGUGUCUUUGUGAAAAAGGCAGAAAUACAUACUUUUAAAUUGCAGCAUAUUUCUAGUGUUGCCACUCUCUCACUACAAUGCUCACCUCAAAUUUGCUUUUGUACCUCUUAAAGCACUUUGCCGAGGAAAUUCGUAAUAAGAUUACUGUAUUUAAUGAUAUUUGCAAUCACCACCAUUGAUUCUGGUUCAAAAACUUCUGGUAUUGUUUCAGUGUUGUUUGGUGUGUUAAGUUCUGUUAGUCUGUGGUAAACUUACUUCUGUGUGUGCUGUGCAUUGCAAAACACUUAUCCAAUGAUCGGAUUUUUGAAUGUGCACUUUUGAAUGUUGAUGACUCCCUGGCAUCAAUGUUUCAAAACUGUAUUAUGAAGGCUUUUGUGGUUGUGCUGGGUCUUCUUAUUUCUCUAUUUCCCCUAGAUUUAGAGCAUUUCUUUACAUUGUUCAAAUCAGGUGAGGAAGCCAGGGUAUUUUCUAAUAUCUCCCUUAAUGUUAUGUAUAUUCCACAUUUGUGGCGAUAUUUUUAUUCUUAUUUCUCGCAUCCAGAGUCCAGUUAGCCCCUGUUUUGUGCCAUUUUCUGCAACAUAAAGUUUUAAAAAAGUCAUUCAGAACACUUAUGUGUAUUCUUUCAAAUAUAUUUAUGAUUUUUAAUCAUGUUAUGAUAUUUUUAACCUUUGGUGCUUUCAUUUAGUGGUGCAGGAUUUAGAAAAGAAGCAUUCCUUAGUAGUCACACCAAAUCAUCAAGCUAAUUCUGUAUCCUCCGUCUUUGAAAGGUACUGUUGUUAAGUUCUGUUUUAAAAAUUUACAAGAACGGAUUUAUGGGAAUGUUAUUGUGAAGUUUAAUGAGUACCUUCUGUUAGAGGCCGGUCCUCAAAUGUACCUAUUGUUUGCUGUUCAUAUUGUUAUGUAUAAAAUGUGUACAUCCAUCCAUUCAUCCAUUUCAUUCAUCCAUUUAGAUGAGCACUCAUUAUUGAUAUGCAGCUCAUUAGUGUUAUUAAUACUUCUUGUAAAUAUGAGGAAUAUUGUGUGACCUCUGCGCCUCUCUUAUAUGUCCUCUCUAAAAGGGGUGAAGUUUUCUUGACGAUUUUUCCUUCCAAAUACUCUUGUAGUAUGUUCUGCUCAGUGGAAAAUUAAUGUUGAAAAUUUAAGGGCACAGGAAAGGCCAAAGAAUUAGUACAUCAACCUUGCAUAAUGCAUGCCUACCACCUAUAUAACAUCUUUACCCUUCAAUAGUUAAUAACAUUGUCUUUAAGAAUCAUUUAUUCUCAAUGAGGACUGCUGAUUGAGUUAAUAAUUGGGUACAAUCUAAGGUUUCUGUUUUAGUUUAUGCCAGUGUUUCAACCAGAUACAAGAGCAGAGCCAAUGAAGUUUUCUUUGUAUGUUUAGGAAUGCUCUUGGCUGUUUCUAUUUUAUGGUAUGUGACAAUCUCCUGUUUGACUGGAAUAUCACCCUUUGCUAAAGAAGUUGUUUACAGUUGCUUAGAUACCAAGGAACUUGAUGUACUACUCAUUGUACACAAACUCUUUGGUUGGGAAAUAGACUUGAUAUGGGCUUGUCUGCUUUUGAGUCAUUAGGCAAGCCUACUGUAUCUGUGAUUUGUCAGGAAAGACUAUCUGUAAAUAACUUGUCCAAAACACUGUUUCUUUAAGUUCUAUAAAAAUGAGGGUUCUUCAGUAUGUUUAGAAUUAAUUCUUCAGUUCUUCCUCAUGAACUAGUUCAAAAUUACUAGCAGAGGUCAUAUUUUUUUGUAGUUCAAAAAAUUGAUAAUUUAUGUUUUCAGGCAUGUUUCCAUUUAAUUUGUGAUUAAUCAUUCCUGUUCAAAGCCUUUCAUCCUUAUGUGUAGUAUGGGAAAAAAAUUGGUAGAAGCUUGCUGCAGCAGAAUUUUCUUCUUUUCCUCUCUUUAAACUGAUCUAUGUCAUAUUAAACUUUAAAACUUAGCUCUUUUGAUGUAAUUUUCAGUGGCCAAUUCUGCUGGUUCAUUCAUUCAAUUCGUUACUAUUCAGUCCAGAAUAUUGACAACCAAGGAACCUAAGUGAAUUCAGCUGCAACAAGUUGUUCAAGCGUCUCUCCCCUUUAAAAUUAAUGUUCAUUAAGGAAAUGUAUUUCAGGUGUAUAAGGAGAGAAGGAAAAAGACAUUCCCCCCAAUGGAAAUGUGCUUCUUAUGAGCUUUUGGUUACCCAUUACAACAACACAAGCAAUGUUUGAGCUGUUUGAGGAAAACCGCCAUUUCAUCAUCAAAUUUCAGACCAAAGGCUCAUGGGCCUCAUGUUUUCAUUUUAAUUUAUUUCUGGUUAUGCAGGGUGAUUCUCGUAGUUAAGUGCUGCACCAAAAAGGAGGGUGAAUAGAGGACCCUUAAACAUGCUCCUUUUCUAUAGAAAUAAUUUUGUCUUGCGUUGUUCCUGAUGGGUUCUCAGGCAGCUGGGGGCAUGCUUCUGUGAUCCAGGUGCCUCCUUGGAGUAUCACUUCUCCCUGGGACUCCCCUCAGCCUCAGCCUUUCUGGUGCAAUGUGCAAUGUAGGUGCUCCACGCGACGCGGUGCGCGAUGCGCGAAGGCCCUCUGAUGGGGGAAAAGGGGGUUGCACAGCCCAUAGGUCCCAAAGUAAAAAACGCUUGUUUAGGGAUCCUCUUUACCCCCUCCCAUUUGGGCCCUACUUACCAGAAUCACCCUGUGGUACACCUUUCUAGACACACUAAAAUCAACGUUUUUGCUGUUGGUUUUUCUUUGUCGAAUAUUUUUAAUCUAGGAAAUUUCCCUUUGCAAUCACAUUUAAAGUUGCAGAACACAUUUGCUCAGCUGUACAAAGUUAUAGUGUUUUACUGUAAAAAAAGUUAUUUCUAUUCAUCAGACACUGCGGUGUUUGUGAUUUUCUAUUUAAAGUAGAUCAGUAGUGAAAUCUAGUCAGGUAAUAUUUCAAGUUUCUGACAUUAUUAUAAAAAUUCAAUCCCAUGGGGUUUUACUGCAUAGAUUUUUUUAAGGAAUUCAAGUUUAAGAAAAUUCAUAAUUUAAACUCUUCAUACUUUAUGUAGGGAAAUACACAUGUAACGGUAUAUUUUGUAUUUGAGAAUUUGAACACAACUUCUUUAUAGUCGCAACCACAGCAAUAUGCUAGAUUUCAACAUAAGAAAUACUCAAAAAAACAAUUCUGCAAUCUCCGGAGCAGAAAAAGACUUUCGAAACAAAAUGCUAUCUUAGGAAAUAUACAACGCUUGCUAACUUGGAUUCUCUUUUAUUCCAUUUGAUCUUGAAACUUUUUGUUUUGUGAGUGGUUGUGCUGACAAACAGCAUAAAUGUUGCUAGCCAUUUGCUGUACUUAACUUCUCAAAGUGGUAGGAUUUCACUCCAUAACAGUUGUGAGAUGACCAUCAUUUGCUCAUCUAUAUUUUUUUUCUCUCUCUUCUCCUUAAUCAAUCACCUCUGUAUAAGUUUGAAAACUAAAUCUGAAACAGCUAAACUGGUUCCUUUCCAAACUUUUGUUAUACCUGGAUUAGUAACUCAGCAUUUAUUUAACUGUUUCUUGAUCUUAAUUUUUCAAUAUAAGUACGGUUUAUGUAUGAGACAUAUCUGCUUUGGAUGCCUUUAUAUAGAGUUAAAAAUCGGAAUAUUUAGAUUCGUUAGUAUGUAAAAGGCACAGAGAAGGAAAUAGGUCCUAAAAAGAAAAAAGGUUGGAGUGGAACUCCUGACAAGUGUUCAGUUAGCUCACAAAUUUUCAGGCUGUACUAUACGUUCUAUCAGAAACACUCCUUAGCUAAAAUUUAUAUUUUUCUACAUCUUAAGGUCAAAAUCACACAGUUCUAAACAAGUCGAGGACAGGGUUGUAAUAAGGUUGCAGUGUCUUAUUGUUUCAUGUCAAAUUUUUAAUUCUAUUGGUUGGUCCUUAAUUUAUUGAUUCUAAUGGUGUUUGCAAAGCUUGGUUUGCUCUCCAAUAUUCCACAGAUGAUAGUUAGCAGCUGUGUUGUGAGUUAAAAUUCUUCAAGAUACAAUUUUAAUCUGGUCAACUCUCUUUGCAUCUUGUAAAAUUUUGUAGAUAAUAAUAUUGAUUAAUUUUGUGCUAUAAUGUACUUAAGAGUUCCUGUUAACAGAGGCAAAGUUUUUGCAACUUUGCAAGGUGUUUCUUUUUGCUGACACUUUGACAUCGAAGCAAAUAGCAGUGUCUUGCCACGAGCUCGAUGUAUGUUAUUAUGCAUUGAAAAGGCUGUGUGUUUCCUCUUCUUCCUAACACUCUUUUCCAAAUGUUGAUUUCUGCUUGUCUCAAGUGGAGUGAUCUUGUGACUUAAAAAUUAGAGCAUCCAUUUCUGUAACAUCUGUCACAAAAAAGGGAAUUCUGCAUAGUGCUGGAUGGUUCAGAUGGUAUAUUCUUUUAGAGAUUAAGCUCCAAUUGAGGGGUGGAUUUUUCUAGUAGGGAAAGGAGAAAUGGAGCAAGUUGAUUAAUAAUUUUUUACAGUAGUUUUGUAGCUUUCUUUCUCAAAUGAACCAUAUGCACAUCUUAGCGUGUGUGAGGAAACCAUAACACCAAUUAAAUUUUAAUAACAUUUUCAAUUUUUGGAUAAAGUUAGUUGAUAGGUAUCAACCCUCGCUGGUGGUUAUUUUAAAAGCCAACUCCAGUGAAUUUUUCAUUUUAAAUGUAGAUCUUUAUGUAUUCAGAUGUAGCUCAAUGCGCUUCAUUCAUGAAACACUUUUUCUAAUUUUUCAUUUUGUGGUCUUCUCUUAUCUUUGUCCUGAAGCUCUCAGAAAAUUAGUAGUAUUUUUAUCAAUAUUGAUCUCCAUUAUCCAUUUGUACUUAAAAGCAAGCACUCUCUAGUCUAGCUUAGGUCGCUUUUUAAUAAAUUUAUGAGGACAGCGGUGUUCUUAAUGAGCAGUCAAACUUAUAUUUCUAGGGCAUAAAUUGCUCCAAAUUAUGGUUGCUUCUGUUAACUUCCGAUAAUUUCAGAAGUCAUCCUCUUCAUGUCCUGUUCUGUGUUAAUUAUGUGAUGGUUGGAGCUGUAAGGAUUUUAUUUCUGAGUGUUUCAUAUGAUUUCUACCUGAGUGAUCGUAUUAAGAUUUUCAAGUACCUGUACUGUGACAUUUUUAAUGGUGUGGUGGAAGGUGCUCUCUAUUCCAAAUUGCAAACACAUCAAUCAAUAUUUCAUGUACGUUCCUGCCUAUUUUUCUCCAUGCACCUUGAUGACUCUGACUCACAUAAGCAAGUUAUUUUGCAUUAUGCUUCUCAGAUUGACUGUUGGGUCAUCAUGGUGCUGCUCAGGCACCAUAACUGCAAUUUUGAGUCCAUCGUCUGCAACUUUAAAUGCCACACUGUGCUCAAAACUACUUUAUUGAGGUUUUAGAUUGUUUCUUUUUUUGGAGAUGCAAGUGACAUCUGCUUUCAAAUGUGAUGCAUACCUUUUGAAAAUGAAGGAUGGUAUGGAAGUGAUGUGGCUGAAUCAGUAAUUGGUGAAGGGAUAUAAGUUAACUCCAUCCUUGUACAUAAGUUGUUGAAUAUUGAAAAUUUUAUUCUUUAAAGCAGUUAUACUUUAAUUUUUUCUUACUGAGUAGUUUUAUGUAAUGUAUAAUAAGAUUCAUACAUAUGCUUCUUCAAAUAAUUUAAUCUCUUUAAGUGCAAGCAAGUUUAAAGCAAGUACACAAUGUCUACCUAAACAUAAGUAAAUUUUUAUGAACAUAGUAAGUCAGGGGAUCUGCCUGAAAACAAGGCAAUAGUUUGGGGUCUGUAGUUCAAUGCUGCUAAUAAACUCCCCACUUGGUCAAGAUUUGAUUUGUUGUGUGGCAUUUUAUCUACAACAAUGUUACUGAAAGUCACUUGCCCCUGCCAAAGUAUUUUAUUCACACUACAGUUCUCUUCCUGUGGACUUUUCUUUGAAACAUUCAUUUCUUCAAUGCAAAUAUGAUUGGUUCUGGCAGCUUUCCUUAGCAGUUCUCUUGCACUUCAAAUUUCUUUAUUAAGGAAGUCAAAACCCGUGAGAGUGCUUUAUUGUCUUCAGAUGAUGUAAGUUAAUAUUUAUUCUCCUUUGUGCCAACAGAAGUACAUGUAUACUCAAAACCUUGUAUUUCACUUCUGUUUAUUUAAAGGAAUGGCUUUGGUUUGUAAGGAACCUUGCAUUCCCAAGGUUUUGAAGCAAUAAAUACUAUCAUUUAUUAAAUAUUUACAGUGGGGUAGUUUUGCUAAAACUGGAUGUUUAACUUACAACGCAGUUCUAUCUGGUGUUUUUGAAGGCCAAAGGCAAUAUUUCACCCUGUUUAUGAGGUGCUGAUGAAUUUGAACUUAUUUUUGUUGUUGUCACAGCUCGUUAGCUUUGUUAGGUUCUGUUGUUGAUGUAUGAAAAAUUAUAUUUUAAGCAAAAGUUUCUGGAAUAAGUUUACGAACGAUUCUUUGUUGCACAUAUUUUUUGUAUCAUACAUUAUUUUAAGUGAAAAACCAAGUUAGCAAAAACAUGCAUAAGCAUGGAUUACUGGCAACUAACCCGAUGUCUAGUAAGAAUGUGAUUAAUUAUUAUUAUUAUAAAUGCUGCCGCAUUUUUAGUUCUAUUUCUUGGAUAAGUAUUAAUAAAAGCUAUUUGUGAAGCUUAAUGCUGUUUUGGGAGAACUGUGAUUCUUUUGGGAAUGGCUGACUAAACUUGUAAAUUGUGUACCUAUUUGGAAUUUUAAUAACUUGCGGGCAUGUUGUUUUCUUGUUAAGCUGCUUAUUUUAAAAUACCUUGCUUUUUCAGUAUUUGUUCAGUCAUCCAUGGAAAUUACACUAGUAGCUCCUAAGCUAGUCAUUUUUUUCCUCAAACUUUGUGAUUUUGUGACAGAAACUUUUAUUGUCCUACUAUAUUAUCAAAUUUUUAAACCUUCCUAUCACAAACAUGUAUUGUAGAUUCUUGGGCUGUUGAAAUAAAAAUGUAUCUUAUUUCUUCGAA